AUGGAGGAAUACGCGACCACCAAAGGGAUGAGUCUGCUGACAUUGAAUGAAAGUGAUGCUAAGAAAAUCAGACCAAAAAACAGCUACAUUGGGAGGAUUCGUGUGAAGGGAUAUAACACUGACCUUCCCCAUGAUGAUGUAGUAAACGCGUUGAGAAAACAUUUCUCUUCAUGUGGAGAGAUCACUGAUGUUUACAUCAGCGUACUACCCAAUAAUACUCUCCACAGUUUUGGUUUUGUUUAUUUUCUCGGAGAAGGGGCAGUGGACAAGGCGUUGCAGCUUAGUGGACGUGACAUGGGAGGCUGGAAUGUCAUUGCUGAUCCUCAUCCGUUUCCUAAAGAUGCAGACUGCAUAGGUGCAGCUGCCGUGUAUGUUUAUGGAGAAUGUGCGGAAGAAAAGGUUAAGUUGUUUGUAUCUUUGUGA
This is a messenger RNA of Raphanus sativus (radish), 423 nucleotides long. Its product is annotated as nucleolin 1-like. NCBI's taxonomy places the organism in Eukaryota, Viridiplantae, Streptophyta, Magnoliopsida, Brassicales, Brassicaceae. Gene Ontology annotation, molecular function: RNA binding. The transcript is spliced from 6 exons. The coding region runs from base 1 to 423 and encodes 140 amino acids. The record is from RefSeq and is a predicted model, not a curated record.